AUGUUUACUCUCAACGAUAUUCCAAAUUUGAGUGAGAAGGUUGCGAUAGUAACCGGUGGGAAUUCAGGUAUUGGCUAUGCAACUUCUCGAGAAUUAGCUCGUCAUGGUGCGCAUGUUUUCAUUGCAAGUCGUAAUGAAGAACUCGCAAAUUCGGCAAUAAACAGAAUUAAAGAAGAAACAGACAAUAAUAAUGUGGAAUUCUUACAUUUGGAUUUGAUGAAUUUAAGAAAUGUUAAACGAUCGGCUGAAAAUUUUUUGAGCAGGGGUUUACCGUUACAUAUUCUUAUUAACAAUGCUGGAAUUAUGGCAACGCAAAAUACACAUUUUAGCUUAUUAUCAUUCAUUUUAAUUUCUCAAGCUCAAGACGAUAUUCAAGACCAAUUUGGCGUUAAUUAUGUUGGGCAUUACUUAUUUACAAAGAUUUUACUUCCAAGAAUUGAAGAAUCUGCGCCAUCACGUAUCGUAAAUGUUAGCUGUGAAGCGCACAGAUCGGCAAGAAAUGGAAUUGAAUUCGACAACCUUCAAAAUGAAAAUGCACAAUCUUCUUGGUGUCGAUACGCUCAAUCUAAAUUGGCAAAUAUCCUUUUUACUAAAGCCCUGGCUAAUAGAUGUGAAGGAAAAAAUGUUUAUGUUAAUUGUAAUCACCCAGGUUUCGUUAAAACUGAAUUGGUUCGAUAUAUGCGAGAAAAUUAUACCUUCUUUGGUGUCUUAAUGUUAAAAAUCGGGUAUCUAUUUGCAUCAAGCCCUGAAAAUGGUGCAAUAACUCAAUUAUAUUGUGCUACAAGUCCUGAAAUUGAAGAUAAAAAUUAUCGGGGUUUGUACUUUAUUCCAUAUGGAAAAAUUUGUGCUCCAAAUCCUAAGGCUGAAGACGAGACAUUGAUAAAUAACUUGUGGAUCUAUACUGAGAAUCUAAUUUCCGAAAAACUGGCCGAUUAA
Cetraspora pellucida is the source of this 936-nucleotide messenger RNA. The record is from the annotation of a GenBank genome assembly. Lineage: Eukaryota; Fungi; Glomeromycota; Glomeromycetes; Diversisporales; Gigasporaceae.